Ficedula albicollis (Collared flycatcher) is the source of this 1840-nucleotide messenger RNA. RefSeq names its product carbohydrate (chondroitin 4) sulfotransferase 12 (gene CHST12). The transcript is spliced from 3 exons. The record is from RefSeq and is a predicted model, not a curated record. Lineage: Eukaryota; Metazoa; Chordata; Aves; Passeriformes; Muscicapidae. Bases 297 to 1547 code for a protein of 416 amino acids. Gene Ontology annotation, biological process: proteoglycan biosynthetic process; carbohydrate biosynthetic process. Gene Ontology annotation, cellular component: membrane. Gene Ontology annotation, molecular function: sulfotransferase activity.
GGCGAAGGCUGCGGUGCUCAGGAGGGAGGUAGGGCUCGGCUCCGGCGGGACGCGGGGGGCUCUGCGGGGCAGCUCCGCUUCUCCACACACGCAGCACCUUCCCGGCUGGGCGCUCCCCAGGGAGCUGGGGAGGUUUAGCCUGGAUUGAAGGCGGACCGGGGGGACUUCAUCGCUCCCUACCUGGAAGGAGGUUGUAGACAGGCUCCUGCUCUGCAGCACCAUGCUGGAUCCCAAGCCUCACUCUGCAAGCCAGAGGUGAAUCCAGGUGAAAGCCAGCUACCACAGUAGGUGUCAGGAUGACCAAAGCACGGCUCCUCCGUCUGUCUGUGGUGCUGGUCUCCAUCUUCAUGAUCCUCCUGAUUAUUGUGUACUGGGACAACGUGGGCACGGCUCACUUCUACCUGCACACAUCCUUCUCCAGACCCCGCUCCCCAGCAGCCAUCGCAGCAGGUGAGGACUGGGAAGCCUUGCCAGAUGUAGAUGAAUUUUUGGCAAAGCUGCUUAGUUCAAGCCUGAAACAGAACAGCUCUAUCCCCCGAAGGACAGAGCAGCUCCUCGUCCAGGGCUCCAACAAGCCUGUGGUAAGUAACUUGGAGGAGAACGUGCGGGGCUAUGACUGGUCUACACACAAGGACAGGAGCAGCUUGGACCAAGAGAAGCUGCAGGUGGAGAGGCAGAGAACGUUGCGGGAGUUUUGUGCCAAUUCCAGCUUCACCUUCCCCACCAAGGAGCGCUCCUUCGAUGACAUUCCGAACUACGAGCUCAACCACCUGAUUGUGGACGACCGCCACGGCGUCAUCUACUGCUACGUGCCCAAGGUGGCCUGCACCAACUGGAAGCGCGUGAUGAUCGUGCUGAGCGAGAGCCUGCUGCACCAGGGGCUGCCCUACAGGAACCCUCUGGACAUCCCCCGGGAGCACGUCCACAACACCAGCACCCACCUGACCUUCAACAAAUUCUGGCGCCGCUACGGGAAGUUCUCCCGGCAUCUGAUGAAGAUCAAGCUGAAGAAAUACACCAAGUUCCUCUUUGUACGAGACCCCUUUGUGCGCCUCAUCUCCGCCUUCCGCAGCAAAUUCGAGCUGGAGAACGAGGACUUCUACCGGCGUUUCGCCAUCCCCAUGCUAAAGCUCUACUCCAACCACACCAACCUCCCCACCUCCGUUAGUGAGGCCUUCGGGGCAGGCCUCAAAGUCUCCUUUUCUGACUUCAUCCAGUACUUACUGGAUCCCAGGACAGAGAAGAUGGCCCCUUUCAAUGAGCACUGGAGGCAGGUUUACCGUCUGUGCCACCCGUGCCAGAUAGACUAUGAUUUCAUCGGGAAGCUGGAGACUCUGGAUGAGGAUGCUGCUUAUUUAUUGCAGCUCCUCAAAGUGGACAGGCUGCUUCGCUUCCCACCCAGCUACCGCAACAGGACUGCCAGCAGCUGGGAAGAUAACUGGUUUGCCAAAAUCCCACUGGCUUGGAGGCAGCAGCUCUACAAACUUUAUGAAGCAGAUUUUGUACUCUUUGGCUACCCCAAGCCAGAAAACUUGCUUAAAGACUGAAAGUGAUUGGGCAGUGGGUGUGGGAGGGAACAUCUGAAAUACCAAAAAUGUUUAAAUCCUCCUCAUUUUUGCCCUUAACUCCCUUCCCAAUGCAAGUUGGUACAAUGGAAUAUAUUUUUUCUACUGCUUCCCCUUCCAUUUUGCAAUAAUGCCAGAGUCCAGGGUAUUCCAGCCAGCUGUGCAUAUGCAAAAAAUGCCUUUUUUUGGGUUAUUGUUUGUUUUCUGUUUUUUAAAAUAUCCCCAUACUUUGCAAUUGGUUGCUGCCCUUGGUCACUCUGCCAGUCAUGUCCUUC